CAUGCUUCACCGCAAACCAUCUGUAAUUUGCGCACCAUGGAUUUCCAUCUCCUGGAGAAAGCCCUCUUAGGCCUCUUCUGCGCUAUCGUUCUCGCCAUUAGCAUUUCUAAGCUCAGUGGCAAGCGAUUCAAACUCCCCCCUGGUCCACUCCCGAUUCCUGUCUUCGGCAACUGGCUUCAAGUCGGCGAUGACUUAAACCACCGAAACCUGACAGAACUGGCCCGCCGAUUCGGCGACAUCUUACUCCUCCGCAUGGGCCAACGUAACCUCGUUGUCGUCUCUUCCCCUGAUCUCGCCAAAGAUGUCCUCCACACCCAAGGAGUUGAAUUCGGUUCAAGAACCCGAAACGUUGUCUUCGAUAUCUUCACAGGUAAAGGCCAAGACAUGGUUUUCACCGUCUACGGUGAACAUUGGCGAAAGAUGCGGCGAAUCAUGACCGUCCCUUUCUUCACCAACAAGGUGGUUCAGCAGUACCGAUUUGGGUGGGAAGAGGAAGCAGCUAAGGUCGUUGAGGAUGUGAUGAAGAACCCAGAGGCAUCGACGACUGGGAUUGUUUUGAGAAGGCGGUUGCAGCUUAUGAUGUACAACAAUAUGUACCGGAUCAUGUUUGAUAGAAGGUUUGAGAGUGAGAAUGAUCCCUUGUUUAUAAAACUUAAGACUUUGAAUGGGGAGAGAAGUAGGUUGUCUCAGAGCUUUGAGUAUAAUUAUGGUGAUUUUAUCCCCAUUUUGAGGCCUUUCUUGAGAGGUUAUUUGAAGAUCUGUAAGGAGGUUAAGGACCGAAGGUUGCAGCUUUUUAAGGACCAUUUUCUUGAGGAGAGGAAGAAGCUAGCAAGCACGAAGGCAACGGACAACGCAGGGCUCAAGUGCGCCAUGGAUCACAUCCUUGAUGCCCAGAAGAAGGGAGAAAUCAACGAAGAUAACGUCCUUUACAUCGUCGAGAACAUCAAUGUUGCCGCCAUUGAGACUACGUUGUGGUCUAUCGAGUGGGGGAUAGCGGAACUGGUGAACCACCCCGAGAUCCAACAGAAAAUCCGAAACGAAAUCGACAUAGUUCUCGGACCCGGUCUACAAGUGACCGAACCCGACAUCCAGAAGCUUCCCUACCUUCAAGCUGUGGUCAAGGAGACCCUGCGACUCCGCAUGGCGAUCCCAUUGCUGGUUCCGCAUAUGAACCUACAUGAUGCCAAGCUCGGUGGCUACGAAAUUCCCGCUGAGAGCAAGAUCCUUGUCAAUGCAUGGUGGCUUGCCAAUAACCCGGCCCACUGGAAGAGCCCGGAUCAGUUCCGACCCGAGAGGUUCCUGGAAGAGGAUGCCAAGGUCGAGGCCAACGGCAACGAUUUCCGGUACCUACCAUUCGGGGUUGGCCGGAGGAGCUGCCCCGGAAUUAUUCUGGCCCUGCCCAUCAUUGGAAUCACCUUGGGCCGUUUGGUCCAGAACUUUGAGCUCUUGCCCCCACCGGGUCAGUCUAAGCUUGACAUAUCCGAGAAGGGAGGGCAGUUCAGCUUACAAAUAUUAAAGCACUCCACCAUUGUUGCACAGCCAAGGGUGUUUUGAUCUUCAAAGUGCUCUCUCUCUCUAUUUAGCUUUUGUUAUUAUUAUUACGGUGUACUUGUUUU
Messenger RNA from Telopea speciosissima, 1616 nucleotides. Its product is annotated as trans-cinnamate 4-monooxygenase-like. Bases 37 to 1554 code for a protein of 505 amino acids. Gene Ontology annotation, molecular function: heme binding; trans-cinnamate 4-monooxygenase activity; iron ion binding. Gene Ontology annotation, biological process: lignin metabolic process. The transcript is spliced from 3 exons. NCBI's taxonomy places the organism in Eukaryota, Viridiplantae, Streptophyta, Magnoliopsida, Proteales, Proteaceae. The record is from RefSeq and is a predicted model, not a curated record.